Messenger RNA from Exophiala mesophila, 1173 nucleotides. RefSeq lists its product as uncharacterized. The transcript is spliced from 2 exons. Lineage: Eukaryota; Fungi; Ascomycota; Eurotiomycetes; Chaetothyriales; Herpotrichiellaceae. Bases 146 to 1012 code for a protein of 288 amino acids. The record is from RefSeq and is a predicted model, not a curated record.
UGUACAAAACUACCUCAAAUCUCCAGAUAGAUACAACACAUUCAGUCAAACGUUCCAUGGGCAUGUCUAAGUCCGUGUCGUCUCCGUUACCAUGGCAUGUUACUAUCAUGCACAAUCCCUAGGUAAUGCUAAAAAGUAAGCAAAAAUGUUAGAGAGCUGCGGGAAAUAUAAACCUGGACUUCCCCCUCUUCUCUGGAGUCAUGGAAACCAGUCCACAUUUGCAGGAGAAAUCGUCGCAAAAAGUGAGAUAUCUCUUCAUACCAGUACAGACAUCAUGUCCCCCACGGUCAUUCUCAUUACAGGAGCAAACUCCGGUGUCGGAUAUGCCACUUCGUUAGUCAUCGCCAAUGCAUCCACCGACUACCAUGUAAUCAUGGCAGGACGUAACGAGGCCAAGCUCAAGGCCGCAAAGACACAGAUUGAAGCAUUGGGAACGAUCAAAGGCACGCUCUCGACCUUGAUUCUAGAGGUGACAUCCGAGGAAUCGAUCAAGUCGGCAGCAGCAUGGGUGGAGGACAAGUUCGGUAAACUAGAUGUGCUGAUCAACAACGCGGCGGUUGGGUCGAGGGAUCUGCGAGUUUGUAUGGAAGCCAACGUAUGGGGGCCGUGGUUCAUUGCGAAGACAUUUCGGCCCCUGUUGUUCAAAUCCGAGUCGCCUUAUUCCAUCUACGUCAGCAGCGUGGUUGGACUUCUGGGUCCUGCUGCUGAUCCCAAGUCGCCUUUUUACAACGGUCCACCAGAAGCAGCGGGCUACCGCUCUAGCAAAUCCGCCCUCAACAUGGUCAUGGUUGAAGAGUUCAAGGAUUUCAAAGACACAAAGCUGAAAUCUAUCGCUGUUUGUCCUGGCUUCGUUGUCUCCAAUUUGCGAGGUGAAUCUGAGGAGGCACGCACAGGUGGUGGAAAGGCUGGAGAUCCCAUGGUCUCAGGUCAAACCAUCCUAGGCAUUGUCCAAGGAAAACGCGAUGCCGAUCUGGGCUGUCUUGUUCACAAAGAUGGAGUCUACUCGUGGUAGCUUUGAAUCAUAGGCCUUCCAACAAUAUGGCCAAGGAGCCUACGAUAGACGUGAUAGAGACAUAUAUAUGCAAUGUAAGCCGAGGAUUACCUCUCAUGGAUGAUGGGCCCUGAAUCGGUUUCUCAAUUGACGCAAUUAAUGCUAUAAGGAUAUUAAAGUCU